Messenger RNA from Myxocyprinus asiaticus (Chinese sucker), 6769 nucleotides. RefSeq names its product endoplasmic reticulum mannosyl-oligosaccharide 1,2-alpha-mannosidase-like. Lineage: Eukaryota; Metazoa; Chordata; Actinopteri; Cypriniformes; Catostomidae. The coding region runs from base 542 to 2623 and encodes 693 amino acids. Gene Ontology annotation, molecular function: mannosyl-oligosaccharide 1,2-alpha-mannosidase activity; calcium ion binding. The record is from RefSeq and is a predicted model, not a curated record. Gene Ontology annotation, cellular component: membrane; endoplasmic reticulum. Gene Ontology annotation, biological process: carbohydrate metabolic process; N-glycan processing. The transcript has 15 exons.
CUUGUGCACAGUUGUUUAGGCAUUGAGCAGAAAUAAUGCUGAUUAUUGAUGUUUAUACAUACUGACAAUAUAUGGAUGGACUGAUUUAACACAAAGCGUUUUAUCGGAGGAGAGCAGACCGAUGGAGGAGAUACAGAGGUGAUGCUUUGUAGCCUAAUAGCCACUCUUGGUUUCUCACCCACACACUGAAAGCUCUGGACUGAGUCUACAUAAAUACAGUACUGCUAGCACAAUGGAUGGGAUGCAUCGUCUGUGCCCUCCUCUUCUUCGUACUUAUAGAUCUUAGUACUAAUAAGGAUCAGCAAGCUGUUCAGAUAAAGCCCUGCCCUCUCGGAUCUGAUGGAUGCAAGUGUACCAAUUGGACUCCCAGGCCUGUUUUGCUCCAAAUUAAGUCUGGAGGUAAUUAAUCGUGUUAACAGAUCUGGGUUUUACGCCUUUGACUGUCUUUAGGGACCUGCAUAGAACAACAUUGCUCGGGUACCAGCGCUUCAUGCCCAUCUUGUGUUACUAAUGUCUUUUUGAGUGUUGGGAUGUAGUAGGGAUGUACUCGCCACAGAGGAAGGACUUUGUCUCUUUGACACUGGGAGACCAGCAUAGUCUCAGCUACACCAACGGCAAGCACCACAAACUGUCCUGCUGGAGGAAAUGGAAGCAGCUGUCUCGACUUCAACGCAGUCUCAUUCUUUUCCUGCUGGCCUUCCUCUUCAUCUGUGGGAUUCUUUCAUAUCCAAGUCUUACAGAGCAGUGGAGAGGCUUCUCUGAUAGAUCAAUCAAGGAGGACUGGGAAGAGAUGGAUAACAGAGGUCUCAGGCCCAUCCCUCCUGGCUUCGUCCCAAAACAACUGGUGGUGCCUCUCCCUGAGGUCAUCGAGGAUAUCCCACCGGAACUGCUGCCAGAGACUCAAAGACCAAGUGUUCCAAUCCUUCCCAAACCUCCAGCCAUGAGGAAGCCCCCCAGCAAGCGCGGUCCUCCUGCCCUACAGAAACGAGGGAAUGUGACCAACUGGCAGUUGAAAGACAAAGAAGAGCCCGUGGCCAAGAAAGACGAAGAGGAAGGAAAAGAAGUGAACACGGUCAUUAGCUGGCGUGGGGCAAUGAUAGAGGCAGAACAGGGAACGGAGCUUCAACCCACCGGUCGUGGAAAAGAGGCAGGAACACCGGCUGAUUCUGAGGGGGCUGCCCCCUUAAAACCAGUGACAGUUAAACCUGUGGAUCGUGUAGAGGCAGUGCUUGAGGCCUUCAGGCAUGCAUGGAAAGGCUAUAAGGCAUUUGCGUGGGGUCAUGAUGAACUGAAGCCUAUCUCUAAGACUCAUGGAGAGUGGUUCGGCCUGGGUCUCACUCUGAUAGAUGCACUGGACACUAUGUGGAUAAUGGGCCUGAAGGACGAGUUUGAAGAAGCUAGAAAAUGGGUCGAGACAGAAUUAUCCUUUUCCAAGAAUGUGGAUGUAAACCUUUUUGAGAGUACGAUCCGUAUUUUAGGGGGACUCUUGAGCACAUACCACCUGACUGGAGACACUCUGUUCCUGGACAAAGCUAAAGACUUUGGCUCCAGAUUAAUGCCUGCCUUUAAAACCCCAUCUAAAAUCCCCUUCUCUGACGUGAACAUUGGUAAAGGAACGGCUCAUCCUCCACGCUGGACCACAGACAGCACUGUUGCAGAAGUGACAAGCAUUCAGCUUGAAUUCAGAGAGCUCAGCAGACUUACUCAUGACCCACAGUACCAGAAAGCAGUGGAAGACGUGACAAGACAGGUACACACGUUAGAAGGAAAGCAUGAUGGUCUGGUGCCCAUGUUCAUAAACGCCAGCAGUGGGAAAUUCACGCGCAAAGGGGCCUUCACGCUGGGGGCACGUGCUGACAGUUACUACGAAUACCUGCUCAAACAGUGGCUACAGGGUGGCAAGAAAGAGACCGAGCUGCUCGAGGACUAUCUUCAGGCUAUAGAGGGCGUCAAAAAGAAUCUCCUGAGACAAACAUCUCCAAGUAAACUGACCUUCGUAGGGGAGCUGUCCAACGGCCGUAUCAACCCCAAGAUGGAUCAUUUAGUGUGUUUUUUGCCUGGCACUUUGGCUCUUGGUGCUCAUAAUGGUCUGCCUUUGGAUCACAUGGAUCUGGCCCUGCAGUUAAUGGAGACUUGUCAUCAGAUGUAUGCGCAGAUGGAGACGGGCUUGAGCCCUGAGAUUACUCACUUUAACUUGCAGUACCACAACGAACGAGACAUAGAUGUAAAGCCUGCAGACAGACACAAUGUACUAAGGCCUGAGACCGUGGAGAGUCUAUUCUACAUGUACAGAUUCACCAAGGACAGCAAAUACAGGGACUGGGGCUGGGACAUCCUACAGAGUUUUAACAAGCACACUAGAGUCCCCAGUGGUGGCUACACAUCUAUAGGUAACGUCCGUGACCCUGUGAACCCUGCGCCUAGAGACAAGAUGGAGAGCUUCUUCCUGGGAGAGACGCUGAAGUAUCUCUUCCUUCUGUUCUCUGACGACAACGAGCUGAUCAGUCUGGAUAAGUACGUGUUUAACACUGAGGCCCAUCCUCUUCCUAUAUAUGGCCUUCUACAUCCUGACGAGAGAGACUGGGCUCAUGAUGGUCCUGAUGUAGACCUCAAAAAGAAAUGAUGCAUGCUUGCAUAGGAAGUGACUCCUCAAAAGUUUUGUAUUAGAUUCUUAUGGUGGGAAGCGCUGUAGAGUUGAUUCUAUUCUGAAUAGAGGUUGUGAGUUAUGAACUGACCUUUAACUGUGCACUGAGGUUUAUUAGAAAACGGUGAGACUUUUUAAUCAUCUAGAGGGGUUUUACAAUGAAAUAUUUGGUGGCGGUAUCACUGAUUUUUUGUAGGAAAAAGCUUGGUGUCAUGAAAUCGUGUUCUUUAAAGACAACGUGAAUUAUCUCAAACACUGUCCACUUUAGUUGUUUACUUUAAUCUAUGAACUCACAGGACGACUGCAGAGGCACUUUUGCAUGUUGGACAAGUCCAUCAGAUACUCAAAAUGCGUCCUGUGACGUGGAGGAUGUCUCAUCUUCCACAUUUGGGACGGAAACAUUAAUGUCAAUGCUCCAUAAAUCACAAGGCAGACUGUGAUUCACACACACACUGUGAAAAAAAAACAAGCAUUCUGUAAAAUGAAGACUUUUAUUCCAUUUUACAUGUUUCUGAGUAGAUGGAUGCUCUCGAUUCAAAUGCCUUGCCUUUAUGUUUGCAAGCUGUUCCAAAGGGACACUGCAAAUCAAUAUCUGUUUCCCUUUUGCAAGAGACAAGAUGCAUUGGGAAUUGGUUUGAGUAUUUAGCAGUUCCUCCUUUAGAUUUAUUUAAGUUAUUUGGGCUGGUUUGAAGCCUGCAGGAUUUUGUAUUUUUCUGUUAUUUAAUGUAACUUAAACCUUGCUUGAAUUGUUGCAUUGUAGAUUUGUUAUCAACAAAUUUUGUGGGCUCUUCCACAGCACUGGAUGCUUUGACGAUACAUUUAGUUCCAACUGAGAUCAAAUAUGUAUAUAUGAUCUUAUCCUAAUUCAAAUUUCACAGAUGACUAAAAGCUCAACUAAUUGAAAAGUAGCUUGAAGGAUAAACUGUUUGUCAUAAACAGGACCACUGAAGUUGUUGCUGCUAUUAAAGCUGCAAAAUUUCCGUUUGUUGUAUCAGAGCGCAGCGCUGAUCUAUAUCCACGCACUGCCAUCUGUUACAAUAAUGUUGGAUGAUUGUAAACAGGUUUGCAGAGUUUCAGUUGUACAUCAAAUGCUUAUUUCUUAAUUUAGGUCCUUGAAUGCUCCGGUAACAUUUUUGGUAACAUUUUUCAAUAAGGUUGAUAAUGAACAAUACUAACAAUAAUUGCAGCAUGUUUUAAUCUUGGUUCAUGUUAAUUUCUACAUAUACAUUUAUAACAUUUAAAGUAACAUUAGGUAAUGCAUUAUGAAAUAAAGUGAACUAAGAAUAAAAUAUAAAUUAACAUCAACCAAGAUUUAUAAAUGCUGUAAAAAAUUAUUACUUGUUAGUUCAUGAUACCUUUAAUGCAUUAAAGGGACAGUUCACCUAAAAAUGAAAAUCUGUCCUUAUUUACUCAUCCCCAUGUUGUUACAAAGUAUGACUUUCUUCCGUGGAAUACAAAAGGAGAAUGUACCGUUGUAGCUCAAACAGUACAGUUGCUGAUCUUUUGUGUUCUUUAGAAGAAAUAAAUGAAUAUGGGUUUGGAGAAACAUGAGGGUGAGUAAAUGAUGAGAGAAUUUUCAUUUUUGGGUGAACAAUCCCUUUAAUGCAAUAUGAACUAACAUGAGCAGUAUUAUAUUUAUAAAUUAACAUUAAAGGGAUAGUUCACCCAGAAAUGAAAAUUCUCUCAUCAUUUACUCACCCUCAUGCCAUCCCAGAUACGUAUGACUUUCUUUCUUCUGCUGAACACCAACAAAGAUUUUUAGAAGCAUAUCUCAUCUCUGUAGGUCCAUACAAUGCAAGUGAAUGGUGGCCAACAUUUUUAAGGUCCAAAAAGCAUAAAAGGCAGCAUAAAAGAAGUCUAUACCUCUCCAGUGGUUAAAUCCAUGUCUUUAGAAUCAAUAUGAUAAGUGUGGGUGAGAAACAGAUCAACAUUUAAGCCCUUUUUACUAUAAAUUAUCCUCGCUGCCCAGUAGGUGGCGAUAUUAACAAAGAAUGUGAAUGUGAAAGUGAAAGUGGAGAUUUAUAGCUUUUUGUACCUUCAAAGUUUUGGCCACUAUUUACUUGCAUUCUGUGGACCUACAGAGCUGAGAUAUUCUUCUAAAAAUUUUCAUUUGUGUUCAGCAGAAAAAAGAAAGUCAUACACAUCUGGGAUGGCAUGAGGGAGAGUAAAUUAUGAGAGAAGUUCACCCAAAAAGGAAAAUAUCUCUUUAACCAGGAUGAAUAAAUUCUAUAAAUAUACUCAUAUAUUGUUCUUUUGUUAAUCCAUAAUACCUAAUGCAUUUAGUAAUUUUAAGAAAUAGAAACUUAUUGUAAAAUUUUACCAAUAUAUUAUUUUCCAAAAAGAAAAUGCUUGGAAACUCCAUUCUUGACUAUUGUGUGCCACCUAGACAUGUUGAGUUUAUUUGUGCUGUCAAGUUUAUGUUGUUCCUAUCAUUUUAUCUGUCUCUGGCCAAACAACAACCAUCCAAUCAUGAUAUUUGAGACUUUUGAAUCUGUCAGACUAGAGCAAAAUGAUCUUUCAGCUGAAACAAUUCAUUUUCAGGGUGAUUGACAUUUGCAUUAUAAUAUGUCUGUUCCAUGAUACAACCCUCUUGCUGCUUCUAGUGAUAUAAUGUAAGAAUCUGCAUCUCUUGUGCCUUUUGAUUGAUAAGAAUCUGGAAUAAUCUGUGCCAUAAUGACAGAUUUUUCACUGAUUGCUUCUCUCCGCUCUUUGCUGCAAUCAGCGGUUUGUUAUUACCGCUUGUGAUCGCUAGCAAGUGUUAAAUGAAGUAGCUCAGAGUGGACACAGAUCGGAUGAGGGUUUGUGAAGGUCAGUGUGUGUUACAUUUAUUAAUAUCCAGCACAGCUGAAUUGUAUUUAAUAAUGUAAAGUUGUGAUUGCAUAGAUGCUACCAGACAGGAGCAGGUCUCUGGGGUUGCUGACAUUCAUUAUGUAAAAAAGAUGAUUAGAGGUGUAAUUGUAAAUCAGUGACCAUAUAUAUAAGUUAAGGAAUUGUUGAUAGCCAUUGGAAUUUAUGCAACUUUAUUUUGAUUGAUUUUUUUUUUUUUGUUUGUUUUUGGUUUUGUUUUUGUUUUUUUGAAUUGCUUUGUACUUUCUUAUUAGUUGUGCUGUGACGGAAAAGAAAAUAGUAAAAUGAAGUCACAGGCUUAUGUUCAAUAACAAAUGCUUUUGAGAUUUUGUAUCACAGAAUGUAUAUUUCUACAAUAAUUUCCGCCUGUGGAGCGAGUUCUUUCAAACCAAAAUGGACCUACCAACCUAGUGCAAUUAUACUUUUGUUACUUUUUGGAUUACAUCAUGUCAGUUACAUGCUAUGAAAAAAAAAAAAAAAACAUAGGCUUGCCAACCGUGUAUGGUAUCCUGUCUUUGUCCUGCCAAAUGCUCACCCCUGGAGAUGGAUAAGAUAUGAAUAUUGUACUUUAACUUAUUUAAAGGUAUAGAUCACCUCAAAAUGAAAAUUGUGUCAUUUACUUACCCUCAUGUUGUUUUAAACCAGUAUGAAUUUCUGUCUUCUGCGGAACACAAAAAGAGUAGUUAGGCUCAUUCAUCAUUCUCUUGUAUCCUUUUUCCUUUUCAGUGAAAGUGAAUUGUGAUUGUGGCUGUCAGUCCCUAAAAUUUUGCCUUUUGUGUUCCGUGGAAUUGUGGAUUCAUAUGGGUUUGAAAUGAAUUUUGAAUGAGUAAAUGAGGAGAUUUUUCAUUUUCAGGUGAACUAUCCUUUUAAAUCCCUCAUUCCAUCCUUGUAACUGCCAUUUAAAUACCCUGCCUUCAUGUUGUGGGGUGACUAAGCUUUACAAGCGCACAUUUAUUUUGUACAGUAUUUGCACUGUAGUUACACUUCAUAUAGUAACUUCUUUUCUGUACAGUCUUGCAACUAUUGAUUUAACAGCUUUCAAUGCAUCAGUUAACAAAAUAAAGCAGACGAGCAGUUAAAGUUAUGGCAGUACGGUCUUUUUAAUGACUGCAGUAUAUUGUUUUCCACUGGCAUAUUUGAAAUCGCAGUCAGAUCCAAUACACCGCCUGACACCUAGUCAGAUAUGUACUUCGGUUACGCCUUUGUUAUCUCUGAUCCUACUCGGAUGGCCCUCUCAACCAGGGCAGAAACAGCACUGCAAGGAUUUCCAAUUUACUC